AUGUCCCUCCAGGUAGACGACAGCGGCCGCCGCACGCGCUCGCGCUCCCCGUCGGGCCGCCAGCGCGACCACAGCCGCGGGCCGAGCGGGCCCUCCCCCGCCGUCGUCGACGCCGUGCCCUACCCGUCCUCCUCGGGCGGCGGCGGCGACCCCCGCGACCGCGACCGCGAUGCCGCGGCGUACGAGUACGAACGCCUCGCCUCGUGGCGGCCGGCCUCGCCAACCGAGGAGGCGCCGCCGUAUUACCGCGGGUCGCGCGAGAGGGUCGAUGAGGAUCCUGCUGCUGCUGCUGCUGCUAGGUAUGGCGAGGGGUGGCGGGAGCGGGAGAGAGACCGGGACCGGGACUCGUAUCGUUAUGAGAAGGAGAGGGAGUCUGAUCGGGAUAGAGAUAGGGACAGGGACAGGGACAGGGAUAGGGUGAGGGACAAGGAUAGGGAGCGAGAUAGAGAUAGAGGCGGGGACAGAGACAGGGAUAGAGACAGGGACAGGGACAAGGAAAGGGACCUUGCGAGGGACAGCUUCCAGUACUUGCCGCAGAAGUACGCCCAGAAGUUGGCUGACCCCGAGUCCCCCAAGUACUCGCGCGAGUCGCUCCGUGAUCGGGAGCGGGACAGAGAAUGGGAUGGCGAGAGAGACAAGCCCAAAGAGCGAGAGCGAGACCGGGACCGUGAAAGGCGGGACCGCGAUCGAGGCAAGGACCGUCGAGGCCGGGACAAGUACGACGAGGACUUGGCCUACGGCAGCGUUCCCGAGCCGGGGCAUCCGCGGGCUGAGCGGCGGGCAGAGUCCCCUCCCUCCUCCAAAUACAAGUACGCCGAUGUGAAGCAGUGGGAAUACGGCAAGCCCGACGCGAGCGCCGCCGCCUACGGUCGCGGCGAGGAUCCGAGAUACAGCACCUCGAGCCUCGAGCCGAGGAAGGCACCCGCCGCUCGCGCCCCGAGCCCCGGACCCCAAUACGGCUAUAAUCCCAGGGAUUCCAAGGGGUACCCGCCCCCCGGCGCAGACUCGCACCGCUUGUCCGCGAGCGUGGUGACCGCCGAGCCGGGCGCGGGCCCUCGCAAAUCGGCCAUGAAGAGGGACGCGUCACCGCAGCCGCCGACGGCGCGCAUGUCGGGCCUGUCGGUCGACACGUCGCUCCGCCCGGGCUCCCUGUCCGUCGGGGGCCCGCAGCACUCGGGCCCCAUGUCCGUCGCGGCGGCGCCCGGGUCCCCGCUGCUGGAGUCGUACCACGGCACGUACCAGUCCAUGUCGCCGAUGCCGUCGCCCAUGUUCUUGCCGUCGCACCCCGGCGGCGGGGCGGACCCGCUGAUCCACGAGGCGCUCUCGCCGCUCGGGUCGGACGACGACGACGAGCGGUCGGGCGACAAGCUGCGGACGCGGCGGGCGCGGUUCCACGACCCCGUCGACGACGCGGCACGGCUGGCCAAGGCGCUCAAGGGCGAGCGGCGGGCGCCCGAGACGGAGCCGCUGAUCGAGAUCCUGCCGGGGCUGACGCACGAGCAGGUCAUGGAGCUGCGGGCCGAGUACAAGCGGCUCGUCAAGACGGGGUCGCAGCACAAGGGCGUCAACGUGGCCAAGCACAUCCGGGCGCGGCUCAAGGACGAGGACCCGAGCCUGAUGAAGGCGUGCUACGCCGUGGCCCUGGGCCGGUGGGAGAGCGAGGCGUACUGGGCCAACUUCUGGUACCAGGGCGACAAGACGCGGCGGGAGCUGCUGAUCGAGGCGCUGAUGGGGCGGACCAACGACGAGGUGCGCGCCAUCAAGGAGGGGUUCAGCGACAAGAAGUACGCCAACAGCCUGACCAAGUGCAUGAAGACGGAGCUCAAGGAGGACAAGUUCAAGAAGGCCGUGCUCAUGGUCCUGGACGAGCAGCGGAUGGAGGAGUACGACGCCUACGGCCGUCCCCUGAGGGUUGACGUCGACCUCAUCAAGGACGACGUCAAGCGUCUGCAUCACGCCGUGCGCAGCGAAAAGGGCGGCGAGUCCCUGAUGAUCUCGACGGUCGUGCAGAGGAGCGAUUCCCACCUGAAGGAGGUGAUGAGGGCCUACACCGACGCGUACGGCUCCAACUUUGCCCGGGACGCCCUCAAGAAGAGCGGGAACCUAGUGGGCGAGCUCCUGGCGCACAUCCUCAACGGCGUCAUCAACAAGCCGGUGCGGGACGCGCUGCUGCUGCACCACGCGCUGUCGGCGUCGCGCAAGGACGAGCUGCGGCGCGAGCUGCUCAUCUCGCGCCUCGUGCGCUACCACUGGGACCGCCACCACAUGGCGGCCGUCAAGGUGGCCUUCCGCGAACGCUACGGCCGCGACCUCCAGGCCUCCGUCAGGGACGCCACCAGCGGCGAGUGGGGCCAGUUCUGCCAGGCGCUGUGCAUCUCGCGCAUGCCGGAUGAUGUGAAGAGGGUUGAGAGGGUUGAGGUUAUACGGUGA
Messenger RNA from Phialemonium atrogriseum, 2430 nucleotides. RefSeq lists its product as uncharacterized. Gene Ontology annotation, molecular function: calcium ion binding; calcium-dependent phospholipid binding. Gene Ontology annotation, cellular component: cytoplasm. The record is from RefSeq and is a predicted model, not a curated record. The transcript has 4 exons. Lineage: Eukaryota; Fungi; Ascomycota; Sordariomycetes; Cephalothecales; Cephalothecaceae. The coding region runs from base 1 to 2430 and encodes 809 amino acids.